Messenger RNA from Mya arenaria, 2405 nucleotides. RefSeq lists its product as uncharacterized. The transcript is spliced from 3 exons. NCBI's taxonomy places the organism in Eukaryota, Metazoa, Mollusca, Bivalvia, Myida, Myidae. Gene Ontology annotation, cellular component: membrane. The coding region runs from base 158 to 664 and encodes 168 amino acids. The record is from RefSeq and is a predicted model, not a curated record.
AACCAAUAUAUGACGUAUACCACAGGUGUGACAAAUUACCGAUUGAUUCAAUGUGAAGGACUGACUGUUAAAGAUGUAAACAUAGGGUUAAAUAUGAUUAAGACAAAAUAUAAGGAAUUAAGCUUUAAUUGGGAGACAUACUUAAAGAGAUAAUAAGAUGAUGGAUGACACGCCUGAAGUGGCUGAUGCGCUGGACAACGGCGGGGGGGAGAAGCGAAACAGCGCCGCCACCAUCGACCACACCGAGGUGCAUGUGGGCAUCACCAAGAAGCACGCGCCUGGCGUCUCAUCGGGCGCCCAGGGCUCUCAGUCCACCGUUAUCAGCACGGGUAACGCGGGGGAGCCCGGUGUGCGUUACUCGACCACGGAGAGCGGGCUCACCCAGGUUAUCGUGCAGAAGCCAAACCCAGAGGACAAGCCCAAAGACUUUGUGGUCACCUCGUGUUUUGUGAUACUCUUCUGCAACUUUCUAUGGGGUCUCGCGGGAUGGCACUUCGGAUUGAAAGCCAACAACGCAUGGCAAUUGGGAGACGAGGUCGAGUGUCGACGUCACGCGAAGAAGGCCAAGAUAUUUGUUAUACUUGGCGUCAUCACGGGAAUAAUUACAUACGUCCUGGUGUUGACGCUCCUCUACACGUUAUCACCGCUACGUCCAGGGGCGUAGCCCCUAACACAUGGCAAAGAUUGCUUGUAAUUGACAAAACAAGGUGCGAGUUUUUGCUACACGUAUUUUCAGAAUUAAAAUUCAAAACCUAGGAGCAGCUAAACUGUGGCGUACAUGUGUAUGUGUAUAGUGUGUGAGUUGAUAUGUUUUGGGAAUGGUGAAACAAAUGUUAAAUUAAUAGAGCGUCCGGUUAUCCAGGGGCUGUCGGCAACCCAUCGGGAUGUUAUGAUGGGCCUUUUAUCUGCUUAAUCGAAUUAACGUGAAGACAUACAAUUCUCUUCUGGACAUUAGACAUUUGUCUGAUGACAAAUGAUACUAUACAUUUUAGUUUGAGGAAAUUAAUUACUGGUUUAUAUGUAGGGUGUCUGCUUAUGUCGCCUAUUAGGUAUACAUGUACAGUAACAAUUAUGUCAACUUAUAAGCUGUCUGGUCAUCCUUUGAUCUACAAUGUAUGCUAUUCUUACCUUUGUUCUCAAAUACUUUGUUUGAAAGUUUUACUAAACAAUAUGAUCAAAUGCAUUCAUGGUAUGUUUGCAUAUAGCCAUGAUAAUUGAGCUUUUCUGAAUAUGUGUGCAUGAAAUAAGUCAGGUUUUGCGUUUAAGAUUUAGUAUGUAUGAUCUUAUUAGAUAGUCAAAUCUAAGGUGUGAGAGCGAAAAGGUUCUAACUGCUUCUAUAUUUAAUGUCAGUUAGAACCUUUUUACCCUCAACCCUUGUUAGGCUGUCCAUAUCAAAAAAUUUAAACAGUCCUACACAACUAGGAAAGGUGCUUUGAUUUCAUGACAUCAGGGAUUGUUCUUGUUUUGAAUGUGAAUGAAGUGCCUUACAAUUUUAAUGUAAUGCAAACACUGUAUAUUAAGUGUAUCAAGCCCAAAAUACUUUCCUAACUUAUAAAAAAGCAUGUUCAUUUUAUUUGUAUUGUAUUUAUAUAUCUAGUUUUCAGUUUCCAGAUACAAUAUUAUGUUAUACAUAUGAAUUGUGAUCAAAUUCACCUUUAUUGAUAUUAAGAUUGUAUUUCAUUAUUUGAUUUUUAUACUUUUUUAUUGCUUUCAACUGUAAGGUGUAGGGGUGGGGGGGGUAAUAAUGUACUCAAAGUUUAUUUUUAUGUCAAAGAAUAAGAUUUUGCUCAACUAACACUAAUUUUAAUCAAUAAGGGUGUUGUUUAACUAUGUUCUAGGUGUACCUGCUUGCUUUGUUAGUAAGUUAAAGCUGGACAAAUGUACAUACUAUACAGCAAGAAAUAUUGAGAGGGCUUUACAAUGCACUUUCUAGGCAUAAUAUUGUUGUAUUUGUUAUAUCCAUGAAAACUAUACAGAUGUGUUUAAGCUAUUUAUCAUUAUUAUUUAGUACACAAAAUGCAUGUCAUAUUUAUUAUUAUACAUACUUAUUAUACAGCUCAAUCAUGACCUGACUGUGUGCUAGGGUAUCGGGUUAUUGUAAGUACUGCUUUAAAUUUCAAGUCCAUUGUUUGUUAUAUUAUUCUGUGUGGUUCAUAUUUCAAAAUUUGGGUCAUUGUCAAAUAAAUAUAUCGAUAGCAUCAGUACAAACAAGGCUACUUAUCUUGUUAGUGCUUCUAUCUUUGAUUCAAACUAUUUAAUACCAGCUGAGUCAUGGCAAAUGUUUACAAAUAUCACUAUUUUGUUAAGUUCUAUAGUCCAACAAUACAUACUAGUAUAUUAUUGGCAAGUUGUUUUGUACUUUUAAUGGAAGUUUAUUUUUAUCAAUAAAUCUAUCUCAGAGGUCA